Brachypodium distachyon (stiff brome) is the source of this 2141-nucleotide messenger RNA. RefSeq names its product probable 4-coumarate--CoA ligase 3. The transcript is spliced from 6 exons. The record is from RefSeq and is a predicted model, not a curated record. Gene Ontology annotation, molecular function: CoA-ligase activity. NCBI's taxonomy places the organism in Eukaryota, Viridiplantae, Streptophyta, Magnoliopsida, Poales, Poaceae. Bases 170 to 1831 code for a protein of 553 amino acids.
UUCCUUCCUCCCUUCCCCAGGGGAGAUCGAUCGAUCAAGCUCGCGCGUGCUACGCAAGCUACAAGCCAGCCAGCCAGCCAGCCAGCCAGCUCCUCCUACCGCACCAACCAAUUCGACUCCCAGCUUAAUUCGAUUCCCGUCAUUCGCCGGUGAAGUAGCUAAAUCAUCCAUGGGGUCUGUCCCGGAGGAGUCGCCGGCGGCGGGGGAGGAGACGGUGUUCCGGUCGAGGCUGCCGGACAUCGAGAUCCCGAGCGAGCAGACGCUGCAGAGCUACUGCUUCGCGAAGAUGGCCGAGGUCGGGUCCCGGCCUUGCCUGAUCGACGGGCAGACGGGGGAAUCCUACACCUACUCCGAGGUGGAAUCCCUGACGCGGCGGGCGGCGGCGGGGCUGCGGCGGAUGGGCGUGGGGAAAGGGGACGUGGUCAUGAACCUCCUCCGCAACUGUCCCGAGUUCGCCUUCUCCUUCCUGGGGGCGGCCCGGCUGGGCGCCGCCACCACCACCGCCAACCCGUUCUACACCCCGCACGAGAUCCACCGCCAGGCGGAGGCCGCCGGGGCCAAGCUCGUCGUCACCGAGGCCUGCGCCGUGGAGAAGGUCAGGGAGUUCGCCGCGGGGAAGGGGAUCCCCGUGGUCACUGUCGACGGGAGGUUCGACGGGUGCGUGGAGUUCGAGGAGCUGAUCGGCGGCGAGGAAGAGAUGGAUGAGGGUGAGAUCCACCCGGAUGAUGUCGUCGCGCUGCCGUAUUCGUCCGGCACCACGGGGCUCCCCAAGGGCGUCAUGCUCACGCACCGCAGCCUCAUCACCAGCGUCGCCCAGCAGGUGGACGGCGAGAACCCGAACCUGUACUUCAGCAAGGAGGACGUGGUGCUGUGCCUGCUCCCGCUGUUCCACAUCUACUCGCUCAACUCGGUGCUGCUGGCGGGGCUCCGCGCGGGGAGCGCCAUCGUGAUCAUGCGCAAGUUCGACAUCGGCGCCCUGGUGGACCUGGUGCGCGCCCACGGCGUCACCGUGGCGCCCUUCGUGCCGCCCAUCGUGGUGGAGAUCGCCAAGAGCGACCGCGUUUCCGCCGCCGACCUCGCAUCCAUCCGCAUGGUCAUGUCCGGCGCCGCGCCCAUGGGCAAAGAGCUCCAGGACGCCUUCAUGGCCAAGAUCCCCAACGCCGUUCUCGGCCAGGGGUACGGGAUGACGGAGGCGGGGCCGGUGCUGGCCAUGUGCCUGGCGUUCGCCAAGGAGCCGUUCAAGGUCAAAUCCGGGUCGUGCGGCACGGUGGUGCGCAACGCGGAGCUCAAGAUCGUCGACCCGGACACCGGCGCCUCGCUCGCCAGGAACCAGCCCGGGGAGAUCUGCAUCCGCGGGGAGCAGAUCAUGAAAGGUUACCUGAACGACCCAGAGUCGACCAAGAACACCAUCGACAAGGACGGCUGGCUGCACACCGGCGACAUCGGCUUCGUGGACGACGACGACGAGAUCUUCAUCGUCGACAGGCUCAAGGAGAUCAUCAAGUACAAGGGCUUCCAGGUGGCGCCGGCGGAGCUCGAGGCGCUCCUCAUCACGCACCCGGAGAUCAAGGAGGCCGCUGUUGUAUCAUUGAAGGACGAUCUUACCGGUGAAAUCCCUGUCGCGUUCGUUAAGAGGAUUGACGGUUCCGAAAUCACCGAGGCCGAGAUCAAACAAUUUGUCGCAAAGGAGGUUGUUUUCUACAAGAGGAUCCACAAGGUCUUCUUCACCGACUCCAUUCCCAAGAGCCCUUCCGGCAAGAUCCUAAGGAAGGACUUGAGAGCCAGGCUCGCUGCCGGCGUCCCCAGCGACGACACCGCGCCCAGAAGCUAAGGGCCGCCGCCGUCCUCCGAACUCGAUUUCAAGCAUCCAGAACACACAGCCAGCUAUCCACGCUGCUGCUAUACAUCGCUUAAAAUAUUGGUCGAUCUCCAGGAAAUGGGGACAGGAAGGGGGGGAGCUGAUUGUCAGAUUCUUACAGGAGAUUUUUAGUUUGUUGGUUGGUUGGAUUCUUCCGGCUUGUGUAAUGUUCAUAAAAUGAAUUAAAGUGGAAUCAUAUAUAUAGAUGUAUUGUUUUUGGCCAUAUGAACAGAGCUGAUUUCCAAAUGGAUACAAAUGCAUACGCCAUACGGUGCUUCUCUUA